GGACACUGUUCGGGAACGUCUGCAGAAGCUCUUCACAUUGGAGGAAAUGAUCGAUCAGCAUCGAUUGAAAGAAUCCACUACACAGGAGAUUACCAGUCCCAUACGAUCUGAGCUUGAACGCGCCGGGUUGCCAAACGAGGAUGCGCUUUACGAGGAAAUCGAACGAUGCCAGAACGUGGAAUCGAAUCUAGAAGACCAACUUGCGGCGAACGAAGCAAACGAGGCUCGAGAGACUUCCAAAACUACUGUGUCUUCCUCAGUGACUGCUGGGGUGGAUUUGAAUAGUUGUGCGGCCGGCAUCUCCCAACUGAUCGGGUCAGAUAAUCGUCUCAAACCAAGUUCCACGCUUUCUGGUCGCAUGAAACGGGCGGCCGAUCUCCUCGUCUCACUUGCGCUGCCAGCUGCAGUUCAGGCUCAAAUGAUUGCUGGCCCUCCACCGGGUGACACCAAACUGAGCGAAACCAAGUUGAAUCAGCGUAUCCGAUUGGCCACUGAAUUAGAAGCUUCGCGUGGAGAUGAUUUCGUGUUCUGGCUGAUGUUCAUACGACAUCGUCGUCUCAAAGUGGCCAAACGGCGCACACAGCGUCAAAGCCGAAUUGAUCUGGCCACACAGAUAGGCUUGCACGGCCCCAAUUCGACUGGGACCGCGAGCAACACGACUGCGGUGGAUGAAACGCAAAGUACCAAAUCUGCUCAUGUGUCCAAUGCAGCUCACACCAGCGACCAGGUGGGGAAUGGGUUACUUGGAUCUGUGGAGAACAAAUCCUCUCAAAGGUAUGUCUCCCUAGAAUUUAACUUAUCCAUGUGA
Echinostoma caproni is the source of this 808-nucleotide messenger RNA. The record is from the annotation of a GenBank genome assembly. NCBI's taxonomy places the organism in Eukaryota, Metazoa, Platyhelminthes, Trematoda, Plagiorchiida, Echinostomatidae.